UAGACCGCGUGUGACGUGGAGUGUGCGCUCGAUUUGCGGAUCCAAGCGGUUCUUGUUUGCGGAUUCGGGGCUCCGAUUUCUCGAUACCCUCGGUGAAUGUUGUUCGAAAGUGUGGAUUCUGUGAACUGUCGUGUACUUUUUAUUUCUCUUCUUUCCCCACGUCCCAUUUGCACCCAGGAAGGGUGUGGAACGGAAUGAAAAGUCGUAGACUUUCGUCAGUUCCGGUGGGUAAAGUUCGUCCGUAAUUUAGAGAUUCCAUCAGGUAUCCGAAUUCGGUAAUGGCCAACAGCACCCUGUGACAGUGCUGUUGCUGUGGAUACGAAAUAGGGAAAUAUUGUGACAGCUGGUGGCUGACAAAAGUUGGAGAUGAUGCAGUGAAUGUAUGCCGCAGAAGGAUUUACUAAAUCCGAUGUGCCGACCGACCGACCGCUCAAUUAGCGUAGUGUUUCUGAAGGGGGGAAAGAAAACAUACGUUUCGUCGGUGUCGAAGCUAGUUUGAAAGAGGAUGUUACUGUUACUGCAGAUUACGACGGUGUAGAUCAAAGAACAUCCGAUUUGUAUUUCAAUAAAUUUUUCAUUCAACUUGGAUUCCGAUAAGAAGAAAAUACCCCAUAGCGUGCCCCUGGAUUCGAAGAAGUGGAAAAACCAAAGUUGUUUUUUUUGCGUGUGCGUGUACGGAAAAAGCCUGCUGUGAGUAGAAAGCUGUAAAACUGCUCUAAUCCCUGUUCCCGGUUGAAGCAUAAGUGGGAGGUCGAUUCGGAGAAAAUCAAUCGAAGCAGGCAUCCAAUCGUGUUUUGUAGAUUCCGAACUUGUUCUGUACUGGCACGUGGUUCGAUGCUGCUCCUGCAACAGUGAAAUUGUUUUAUUGUAGCCGAGUGAAGUGAGUGAAAAAAAAACGUACGUACGUAAAUCCUUAAUCAGGUUAGUUUCGGUCUCUAAAAAGGAUACAGAGAAGAAGGUGUGCGGGAAAGGGUCGGUGCCGAAGCCGGAGGAGCGUUUUUGUGUCGAGUGAAAAUUUGUUCAGCACCGGAUUUACCGGCAUUUAACCGAGAAGAAGAAGAAGAAGAAAAGUACAACUCAUCCUUGGAAGGGAGGUUCCUUCGGUGAUUUUGUGAACAGUUUGCGCUCGUAGCGCCCAACCCGACGGACCGACCGAGUUUGCCACCUUCGUCAAACGCCAGAACACUUGCAGAACAUGUAAGCAACCACUUGGCUUCAUCACCUGGUUUCCAAAUCAGUGUAACUGAGAACCGCAUCGCAACCCGUAUGAAACCCUACUCCGGCUGACUCCGACAACCCUCGGCGGGAAACGAAUGGUUUCCAAUUGAAUGUAUGCGUAAUCGAUUUCCGCAUGACAACGCCCGAACAAGGCGAAUCACAAACAUCCCGGGACACACGUACACACACAUACGUCCGUCCGUCCGUAGGCACCAGCACACCAGGAACAACUAAUCAAACCGACUAAGCCGAAGCAGAGAAUCACACACCUCCUCGCUAAAAGCAAGACGACGAUCCCUGAAAGCACAGGACAGCAGCGAGAGCCGCCGGUUUCAUCUUCUGUCGUUGCCGCGGCGGUUGUUGUUGCCGCCGCUGGAAAACAGCCCCACCGCCGGAGACCGCAAAAUUUAUGGCUUCGGCUAACGACAGCUGACAGCGGAGGCAAUAAUUUGUACCCGACGGAAUCGCCACAGCAACUGGGACGGAGCUCCGAUCCAUUCGAUCGUGUGUUGGUGUUCUUCUCGUUGGCAUUACGGAAGGAGCCGGGAGCAGGUGGACCUUCGGUAACUGGCGGCCAGCAGCAACAGCAGCAGCAGCAGGACCCAACCGGAGACCGAAGAAACUUUUUAAUGGAAACGCCAACUGCAACUUUAUCGUUCAACUAUGUUUAAUCGCCAAAAUGAUACCGUUCUGCUUAACAGUGCUACUCCUGCUACUCUCGCCGGUUCUCAGUGCUGACUGGAGCGCCAGCUGUCCGGCGAGUUGCGUCUGCAAGUGGUCCAGCGGCAAGAAAUCGGUCCUGUGCAAUAAUCUCGGUCUCGGCACGAUCCCGGCCAAUCUGUCGACCGAGCUGCAGGUGCUGGUGCUCAACGACAACAACAUCCCGUAUCUGAACCGAGAGGAGUUCACCGGGCUCGGACUGGUGAACCUGCAGAAGAUUCAUCUGAAACAUUCGCGCGUAAAGUAUGUCCACCGGGAGGCAUUCAAGAAUCUGAAGAUUCUGAUCGAGGUGGAUCUGAGUGAGAAUGAAAUUGAAUCGUUGGAUAAGCAAACCUUUUCCGGCAACAACCGGUUGCGGAUUAUCAACCUGUACGACAAUCCUUUGAAGCAGUUGGUGUCGGACCAGUUCCCGGUCCUGCCGUAUCUGCGGAACAUUGACCUGCAUGGGUGUCAGCUGAACUCAGUGGCAGAAACGGCUUUCUCCAACCUGGAACUUCUGGAGUUUCUGGAUCUAACCCGGAACCAACUUGAGAGUUUGCCUCGUUACGUUUUCAAUCAUAUGAAAAACCUUAAAACAUUGAUGCUGGAGGAGAACCCCUGGAACUGUGACUGCCAUCUGCGUGAGUUCCGGGGAUGGUACUUGAACAAUUCGCUAAACCGCAGAAGUCUCAAGUGUCAGCAGCCAUACAGCCUGAAAGAUCAGACGUGGGAAUCGAUUGAAACCGAUCAGUUCGGUUGUAUGCCCCAGGUACGAAUUUACCGGGAUGAUGUAGAUGACAUUGAAGAUCUGGGAGCAAACAUUACGUACAGAUGCGUAGCUUACGGCGACCCGGAGCCGACGGUGGCCUGGGAUCUCAACGGGAAGGUGGUGGAUCAGGAAAAUAUGAUACUGGAGCACGAACGGGUCGUAAAGUUCGACGGCAACGUGACGCUGUGGAGUAAUUUGACGAUCCUGAAUAUCACUAGCAACGAUUCGGGCUACUACACGUGCACUGCCAGCAACAGAAUUGGGUUCGUGAGUAAAAACUAUAGUCUAAUUUUACCGGAAGUGGUAGAGCGAGUGAUCAUCAAAACUCCGGAGACUUUCUGGUACUUCGGUUUGAUAUUGGGUAUUUUCGGGACGAUCUUCGGGUUGCUGUCGCUCUCGGUGGUGAUUUGCUUGUGCAAGCGGAAGUUGCGCACCAGACGAAGAAAGAAGAAUAUCAAGAGUAGUGUUAGUUUCAAUGACCAAGAGAAAAAGCUACUGGAUCUAAGUAUAACCACCAACGAGAGGCAGGAGUUCAGUGCGAGCGAUGUGAUGACACCUUCGACGAAGACCGACUCCACGAUAGCGAUGGAACCGAUGCAGAUUACCAUCGAAUCGAUUGCCGCCAAGCGGGACGAAUUCCCGCUCAAUGUGGGAGUGUUCCCGCCGCCGCCCGAAUUCUGCUCCCAGAUGGUACCGAAUCCGGCCUUCGGAAACAUAUUCAUUUCCGUGUCGGUGACGCAAGACGCGUUGGACAAUCCCGAUUUGAACAUGUAUCCGGAUUUGCUGAACAUUCCGAACCGACACAAGGGCAAACUAAUACCGGUGAAUGUGUCAUCGUAUGCAACACUACCUCGCAAGAAUCGUCCCACAUUGACGGCACUAGGCAGCAGCAGCAGCAGCAGCAGUCAACCACCAUCCCUGACGGCGGUACCACCUCCGACCAUUCCCACGCAGCACCCGGCCCCAUCGACCAGCGGAAUGAUAGAGCAACUUCAGCUGCAAGACAGUAUCGUCAAUUACUCCAACAUCGAAGAUUCCUGCGAAAUCACCAGCCUGGGCAGCAACGCGAGCUCCAUGUGCCAGGAGUGCAGCAAACUGUUCAACUCUUCCAGCAAGCUGAACGUCCGCUUCAACAGGGCCGAGGUGGCCAACAAGUGCGAGAAUAGUUUCCCCUGCCUCAAGUACGACAAUAUGGGCCGGAGGUACACGGCCAGUGGCAACUCCACGCUGUCACUUCCCGAAGGCGAUCGACUGGAGCAGGAAAGUAUCUUCAUCAAACAGGAGAUAGAACCGAUCCGAGAGGUUCCAACGCCACCGGAUCCACCGGCAACUCCUACCGGGCCGCUGUGUCCCAACAAUCUGGGUACGACGGCUGUAGGAACGGCUGCCAUCUUCGUAACCGGUAAUGAUUUCGUCUCGCUGUAGUGUCCCCCCCGGUUCCCUUCCUUCCACAUCCUAUAGCCAUAGUACAAAACAGCGUCCACUCUCAUAGAAGGAUUUUGAAUCCCAAUCCCCGGUUGUUACAAUAUAUUCUACCCCCCGCAUUCCCGGGAGACGUCAGUAGGUUGACAGUAGGUAGUGGUAAAGUCAAACCACGAAGUGUGAUAUUACGAUGACAGCAGCUGGCACCUAUCACACAAUCGUAACAGUAGAAAACGGACAGGUCCCAAAAACAAAACUCUUCAAAUAAAUAGUUCGAAUGCCUAACGACACGAGUAAAAAAAAAUCAAAUACAGAAAUAGCCUAAAUUCACUGCUUAUACAACAGAAUAUAGAACGUAAAUCAAAAGAAACAGAAAAAAAGUCAAUCAAAAACAUCAGAGAGUUUAACUUGCUAGGAAAAAUUUACUUGCCCCCCAUCUGAAGCGUUUGCCAAUUAAAACUGUACAUAAACAAAACUUCUCCCAUCACCGGUAGUAGAUUGGAUGAGAGUCAAUUUAAAAGCAAUUUCUAAUAUUAUUUUGUUUUUGCUCGCAUUGCCGGCUGCCGUAAGUACCCUAAUAGAAAUUCUUCCAAAUUCAAUAACACUCACACGCCUCCGAUAACUCAAUUCGCCGUACGAAGAAGAAGAAGAGUUGAAACAUUUUGCUAGCCUGAUCGAAUUUUAUGUUUACCCAUUUACGGAAACGAGAGCGCGUCCGUUGGAAAGGGAUAGAAAGAACACAUGCAAACAUAUCCCGGCAACAGCCUGCUACGUGUAUGUCGUAAAUUAAUUUAGAACUCUUCACUUUUUUCUCUAACGGCGCAGGAAAAACUUUUCAAAUCAAACUCUCAUCAAAUGUGUACUCAGGCAGGCAGGCCCCGAACGGUUCCGGCCGGUUCAGACUCGGUUUCCGGUAAAACAAUUAGGGAAUCGGUACGGUACGGGACGUGCCCAGUCAUAGACCACGCCAUAGACCGAAUUGGUUCUCGUUGUUAGAAGCAGCAGCAGCAGCAAAAAAUUUCAAACGCACUUAUAAACAAAUACAAAUAUUGAACUUUUCCGGAUGACACGUGACAAAAUAUUUGCCUUUUGCGAACGAAACCGACAGCAACCAUCCCAAAUGUUUUCUUCGCUCGGGUGCGUAAUUGAUGUUGAUUCGGAACUAGAACAUUUUUAAAUAUGAUAUUGCCACUGUUGACUUUCGAUGAGUUUGUUUUUGUUAAAAAUCUACUUUUUGUCCUUGAUUUAUUCACCAAACCCGAACUAAACAAUCAGUCCGCUUGUAAUAUUCAUGUAUAAUAAAAUAAUCGAAAUGAAUUUAUUUCCGUUCCAACGAAGUUGUAGCACAAACGAACUUCCAGACAUGACAGUCACGAUCUUGUUUUUGGCGCACAUCUACGGUCCUCCGUGAAACUGGCACCAAUGGUGAUAAAUUGGUUGCACUGCUGAGUUCCCAUCAUCACGUUCAUAAUGCAAAUGCCAAACCGUGAGAACCCUUUCGAUUCGUUAGCUCAUUUGUAUAUAUUGAGAUUUUAUGGCACACUUUGGUCGAAAUGAUAACAAUGCAAUUAAUCUCGCGCUCCACCAAGCGGUUAGUGCGGUCAUUUCAGAAGGUACCGGGAACGAACCACAUUUUUUAAAAAUAUUUAUAAGCACGAACAUGUCUUUAUUAUUUAUCUUUGGUUGUAGUAUCAAGUUUUGCACGAACAUGACUUAACCUCACGAAAUGAACAGAAUUAACUUUUUUUUGACAGUCGACGUGUAUUUGUUUACAGUUUAAAAGUUCAUCAGAGGUUCAUCGUUUGAAUGUAAAAAUUGCAAGUCGCCUCACACUGAACAUAUUUAUACAAAUAUCGCUAAUCUUCUCAGUUCUUUUCACUGUGGAACACGUUUUUAACAGGCACUUACCCAUCAUUUUUCAAUUUCUAAUUUGCAGUCGCAAAACAAAACACACACACGGCAACUGUCAAAAGCGAAUUGGGUUUAUCGACAGUUCAUUUGUGUCGUCAUCGUGUAGAACCUAAUUACUUUUGCGACUGCAAAUUAAAAAUUGAAGAAUGAAAGUGUUUAAAACGUGUUCCACAGUGAAAAGAACUGAGAAAAUUAGCGAUAUUUGUAUAAAUAUGUUCAGUUUGAGGCGACUUGCAAUUUUUACAUUCAAACGAUGAACCUCCGAUGAACUUUUAAACUAUAAACAAAUACACGCCGACUGUCAAAAAAAGUUCAUUCUGUUCUACACAACAGAACUAAAAAGAUUGCCCUGUAUGCAUUUUCAGCAUCAAGGAGCGAUUUUGUUCGAACUCUGUUUAGUGUGACGCGACUGGCAAUUUUUAAAUUCAAACGAUGAUCCUCAAAUGAACAUUUAAACUGCAAACAAACCACUGAACGAUGGUCCGAAACAGGAAAUUAGCGUGACAAAAAGUACGGGUGUGUAAUGUCAGAGACAUAACUGGAUGUCGUGAAUACGAAUAUGACACGCUUUAUUUAUGCUUCCGAAUUCGAAUUGGUAGUUCAUCGAUUGUUUGAAUUGUGCAACUUUCCCCAUUUUCAUUACUAGAAAUUUAAACGAUGCGCCUAGACUAAAUUACAGAUUAGUUACAUUAAACAUUCUGAAACGCACUUAAAUACUAUGAAAUAAGCAGUAUAGUUCUUUAUAAUAAAAAAAAUGGUGACGAUUUUAGUUAGUUCAGCACGCAGACUCUGAAUUCUAAACCCAUAUUCCAGAACUAAGCUGUAAAACAUGAAGACGAUUUUUCGCCAUGACUACCAGAAUGGGUUUUAUAGAGUACAGUAAAGUAAAUUUCCGAAUAAUUCUCUAGGAGUACUAUUAUGGUUCUAAAAAGAACCGAAUAGAAGAAGUCUGGAAUAAAGAACUGGAUCCUGAGUUCAAGAACUAAAUUUAGAACCAAUAACAGACUCAGAAUCCAGUUUCAAUUCUAGAAUUGCAAUUUCGAAACUCAAAUUAGUUCCGGAAUACAGUUCCAGAAUCCAGUUUCAGCACGAAGGCGCUCUCUCCGUCGCUGCUGGUUGAGGGUUCAGAAUAAAACAUACAACUACAGUUGAUGACGGUUUGGUAUGUAUAGAAUAAAUGAAACAAUGAAUUAUUUUAUUAUUUAAAACUAAAUAUUUUGCUUGUUAGGGUAAGUCUUCUGAACUUCCCCUAUUUUGCUUGUACGACAAUGCCAAAAGCCUUUCAAAAACAUCUUCGAUGUUCACGAUUCUGCUGAAUUUUCUAGCAUGGCGCUCUCUGAAGUUCCUUCCAAUUUUCUCUUAAACUUUUACUUAUAUUAUGACCUUUCAGGAACCGCAUAGGAUACAUUUUUAUCGAUCUGGCAUUUAAUGAAUAUUUAUAUUUGAGAGUUGACUAGCUUUUGAUGAAAAAACAAUCAUAAUUUUUCACUGGUAGCUCAUAUGAAAAAGCUUGGUUCAGCAAAAUUAUGCACAAUAAUUAGUUCAACAACUCUUUCUAAGACAACUUUUCCAUAGAAAGCUUCACAAAAAGCUAGAAUAAAAUAAAUGAUUUUUCAGGAGCCACCCUACUUUUACUCGGGAAGAUUAAUGUAACUCGAUCAAAUAAAAAGCUAGAGAGGUGCUUUUUUCAGCAAAGUGGCUCAAAAUAAAAUUUCCUACAACUUUAUUGUACAACGAAAUCAUUUUUGAGUUCUAAUAAGAAAGUUAGAUUUCAGAUUUCAAUCUGAAUAAGGGCCACCCUAGUAACAACUUUUGUGAAGACACCAACAACAGAAACCUAAUAUUUAAUAGUGAAAACAUUUUUGUCACGCUAAUUUCCCAUUUCGGACCACUGUACAUAGGCGGCAGUCAGAAGAAAGUUCAUUUUGUGAGGUUACCCGUCACUGAUAACCUCAAUCGAAUGAACACAUUUUGACAGUUCAGCGGUACUGUUUGUAAACAGACUUUUUUUGGUUUGUCUGUUGACAAAUUGGAUGAGAGCAUUUACGGUCCAUAUCGCCUAAAUAGAAUUUUAAAACAUUUGUUAACGAUUCGAUAUGGUGGUUAUUGAAUAAAAGUGGCUAGUUGUGAAGUGUAAAGAUCAUUGCUUGAGAUUUGUUCCUCGCUUUUGUUUAAGCGUGUUUAUAAACAGUACCGCCAAACUGUCAAGGAUGAAUUCUUGUUCAUUUGUGACGUCACGAUAAAAAUCUAAUUAGGAAUGUUGACCGAUGAACAGAAGAAAAACGGGCUAUGUAUGUCAGAUAUUUUUUUCCGGAAUUCUGUUAAAAUUUCGGUUACACUGAAAAUAAUUUGCACGCUAGCAUCAUGUGCAAAGCAUUUGAACUAUCACUACUUGUAGAACACAUGAAAUUCAUGAAAACAUACUUAACUCAUAAAAUGAGUGUAAAACCUGUUGAUAUUUAGUGGAAAUCAUGUUACAUUUAUCUGAAAUGGUCAUGAAAAUGAUAAGAUAUAUCGUUAUCUCUCGAUUCUUUAUGAAUUUCAUAUGAAUGACACAUUGUUUUUCAUAUACAUUUCAAUUGAAACACAGUUGACCGAAUCAAGUUUUUUGCACUUACAUUUGAGCUGUACCCUUUCCCACUUGAUAAUGAAGUGUUUUACACAUGUAGUUCGAUUCAAUAGCAAAAGAAAAACACCUCAAAGCUAAGUGAAAACUAAUCUCAUCUUGUAUCUUAGUGAAUUUGUACAUGAAAUCUUGAAACAAAUCGCUUUGUUUGUGUAUUGAAAUGAAAAAGCAUAUUGAAUUGAAGUGGUGUUUACCUAGGACAGGACCUGACAAUUGUUAAUCCACUUCUAGGACCAGUUUCGGACCAGCUCGUGAUUGGUUGAAAUUGACAUAAGCAAGUACAAGUUGUUGAAAUCAAUAUUACUGCAGGGUGGUUCAAUAGGACUUAAGUUCAAUUUAUUUUUAAGUCCUGUCAAUGCGGAAAGUAUACGAGUACAUUUAACAAUCACUGGAUGAUACAAAGAGAAAGCCUGAAAUCACGAAGUGUGAUAUGGACGAGAAUAUUGAUUAUGUUGGUUGAGAAUAGCACCGAAUCUUUGGAUACUUCUGUAUGUUAUUAUUUUUCUCAAAUAGAAUAUGUUGAAUAAUUUAGUUUUUAAAGCUGUAAAAAUCAAUUACCCAAAAUUGAGUGUUUUAGAAAAAUUUUAUUAAGCUGUUUCAACUAAACGUUUUCUUCAAAACAAACAUCUGAUCAAAAUGAAUCCAGAGCUAUAUUUUUGACCGAUAUAACAUUUGUCUAAGUGUUUUGAAAUGAUAAAUAUUCGCAUGUUAUAAGAGGAGAAAGUUUUCAGAAUGAAUAACUAUCUCUACUGGCAGCAGUGAUCGCGAGGCAUUUAUUAUUUACAGCAGGGAGCAACCGGAUUAAGAAGAGAGAUAUUUUUCUAGAAAAAGAAGCCAGUUGUCUGGUCCUGUCCUAGGUGUUUACAUAUGAAUCGAUUGUAAAUUUUUUUAUCAGUGUAAAGACCAAGUAUGCCAGAUCAGGCCCGUACCCAGGAUUUUGUUUCGGGAGGCACCAAGAACAAAAAUAAAACAACAAACUUCUUUAUGUAUCUAAUUUAGUACCUGCGCCUUUAAUACUUCUUGCGUCUUGGAAAAAAAAAUUUAACUCUCUCAUAUUAUACAGUCUCAUAGUACGGUUUCGACUUCCAGUUCCGGUAUUACAGAGUAUUUGAUGUUUUCAGAUGUGACAAUCAGAGCUAAUAAACGUCAUUUUCAUUGACUAAAAAUAGACGAGAAUAACAAGAAAUUACUGUCACUCUCAGCUUCGCUUGCAAACUAUGAGAACGAAAUCCAGGUCCAGUCAAUGACAUAAGCGAGAUAGUAGUUUCAAAAUUGUGUUCUUUCUUUCAUUUGCUCUUUCUGCCAUUUACGGGUGUCUGUGAAAAUCCCAUAGUAUGCAGUGUCGAUAUUCAACCGAAGCUUUGAGAAUCGAAAAUGACAGAAAAAGGUUUCACAAUGACUUUUACAUUUUGGUGCUCCAAUUUGUAGUAGUUUUGGUUUCCAAAGAGGUUCUGGGAUGGAAUUACUUCGAAUUGUCAUAUUUUAGUCACUUUUUAUAGCCAAGCGUCACAGAUUUUCAAUACAUCGAUGAAAGAAUGAGAAUUGAAAUUCUGCUGAUGCUCCCUAAAGAUGUUUCGUCUUGUCAUAGAGGAAAGAGUGACGUUGGCAAUUAUACUAUCUCAUUUUUUAGAAAAGAAAACAAAAUGCUUCGUCUCUCUUCGUUUGUUCUGGUGUCGGUCAUUUACGAAUGAGACAGUAAAACAUUGAAAAUGAGACUGUCGGAAUGGUUUCUUUCAUUGAGAAUGUGUGACAAUUUUAAGCUCUGGUGACAAUGUAAAGAAAGAGCUUCUUCUAGAUUGGAAAUUUUGUUGGUUUCAAUUCGAAUUUCCGGAAGCACUUAUCAAUAUCUCAAGCAAUCUUCUUAAUAACGGUCAAAAACUAGGAUGAAGUUCGCAGGAAUAGUUUUAUAGAUUUCGGUUAAAUUUCAGCCAAAGUAGUUUUCUGGUUCCGGAAAAAUAGGGCACAUAACCGCAACUCCUUAUUCCAGAAUACUGCGUACUAGUGCAGAAUGUGAACCUUCUAGGGAAAAUACACAUCAAUAAUGUCAUUUCCAUUUGUAGACCAACUCAACCCAUAAGGCCUGCGAUAUAUUCUUAAAAUUCACUGCAAAAAGCAUUCAUGAAUAGCACGAACAUGAGUGGUCCGAGGUAGCUCCCUUGUUUCGACUCGUGAGAAAACAGAAAAAGUCUUCUUUACGUUCCUCAAAACAACUUCUAUUCGUAAAUCAUUUUAGUUGACAGCCAUACAAACUUACUUCGGUGAUUUCCGUUUUCAGGUUCCGGAAGUAGCAAUCGACCAUUCCUAAAUGAAGCUCACAUCGAUUGCUUAAUAUUCUGUAACAAAUAAGCGCAAGGAGAUCGUGAUAGUUCGAGGAAAUCAAAUUAGGUGAAUAAUGUGGAUGGGGAAUACUAAUACUCACUGUCGAUGGUUUAAUUUUCCGUUUUCAAGGUUCGUUCCGGUUUCAGUAUAUAGUCAGAUAAUAUUCCUUUUCUCUGGCGUGUAAUAAUUGAUCCAAGUUUCGUCAACAAUUAUCAACGUACACGAAAAGUCCAACCAAAUCUGCAUCAGCAUAGACAAACAUGUUUCCAAAGUGCGCUCGCGUUCGUCUUUUUACCUCCCAAAAAUGUGUUUUUGUUGUGAAUACGACUCACUUUACUAUGGGGUGCCUUUUCAAAAUUUACCCUCUGAGAGAGUGAUAAGUUUUUGAUCUCUUGUUGUAUCUAACGAAUCAACAUAAUUUUUGCUACAUGUCAUCGGAAAUAUGAUCACAAUUUUAUGAUAAAAUUUGUGUUGUGUGCAUUAAUCUCAAAUAAUUCAAAAUUAAACUUUUCUGGAAUGUUUGGUAUAAACGAGUAUCAAAGAGGAUAAUUCAUAAGACGCGUUUGCCUUUCUCGUAUUUUGAAAGCUCAUAGCUCAGUAAUCUGUGAAAGGAUUUAUGUAAUCUAACUACCAAUAGAAUCGAAAUUUUUCAACUUAAACGUGUAUAGCAACAGCAUUGAAGUAUCUCAAUAGUACACUAUUGAAAAACCUGUCUUAUUUGACCCAUGUCAACACCAACCAAUCAGAUCGCGUUCUGAGGAAGAGAACAAAAUAUCUGCUGCUGUACAACAAAUCGUUCGAGAAAAAUGUUCCGAACAGUGCUUAAUAUCGUAGUGAGUUUAACAAUUUGGUCCUUCUGAAAGGCAGGAAUGAAUCCCGUACAGCAUCCUGAUAAUUGCUUUCAAUGAAAUGCAAAUCCGAAAUGAAAUAAUCGACAUUAAAAUUCUGUAUGCGGCUAUUUCCACAGCCGUUAGGACCGCCCAAUAGUAAAAAAGCUACAAACGAAAUCACGUGAAAAGAAACCUCUUAACAAAAACUGGAUCAGUUUGAAUUCUAUCGCCACUGCGAGCAGAUGUAUUGUGUGUCGUUUGCAAAAUUAGUUUCGCUUCCGACAAGAGCGAUUACGUCACAGCUGCCAGUCGUUUGCAUUGGUGAAAAAACAACGAAAAGACGACAACGGUGGGAAGCAUCACACAAAAUCAGCCGUUCAAAUGGCUCUAAAAGUUUUCUAAGGAACUAUUAGUAUUUCUUGCUCGCAAAUCGAAGGUAAAUAUCCUCAGUUUAGUGCAAAUCUAGAACAGUUUGAUUAGAUUUGUGCACUUUUCGCUGUGUGAAAUUCACAGUAAUCGAGAUCAAGUGAAGCCUUCUUUGUUUUUACGAAAAAUAUGAAAACGGGGAAUGCUUGCAUAAUUCAUACAAUUGAUCAACUAAUUGAUAUUCGGAAGUGUUAAGGAACAUGUCAGUUGUUUUCGUAUUUACGACCUCCAGUUAUGUCGCUGACAUUACCCAUACGCCUUUUUUCAUCCAAAAUCUUUAACCAAAAAGUUUUCUAUAUUAAUUAGUAUAUAAAAGGGAAUCUAUAAGAGUGUCCGAUUUCGGGAGAAGCCCCACCCACCCCCUCUGGAUACGUGCCUGUUCCAGGAUUUUUAUUAAUCUAUGAUCAAUCCAAAAAACUGUCUGUGCAAAAUCUGUGCACGUUUUCCGUAACGUAAUAGCUGAUCGGAAUCAUUUUGGUGAGCAAAAUAAAUCUCGCUAAUUCCAACCGCUUUGUCGGAUAGUUAUCUUCUCUUAGUUUUUUCUCUGCUCAUUUGUGAUCGAUUUCAGAAAUCUGUCAAAAUCUGUGCAUAAAAUUGAAAAUCUGUGCAACACAGAUUAAUCACAAAUUCACAAAAAUCUGUAGAAAUCUGUGAGUUUUGAUAAAAUCUGUGUUCUGUGUUCAGAAUCUGUGUGACAAAAUAGGUGAAAAAAUCUGUGGUUUUAAAGAAAAAUCUGCCAAUAUGGUAACUCUGGCAACACCCGUUUCCGACAGAGAAUUUCACCUUCACGCUCUUUGAACAUAACUUAUGGUUUGAGUUGCGAUUGCUAAAAUUCAUAAACUGGAACAAUAUGUGAAAAUUUAAAUAUGGAUUUGAGUAAAAUUUACUCAGACCAUGAGUUCUCUCGCAUUCAUUCAUACAUUAGAGUAAACGUUGAGAAUGUUGUUAUCGAAUUUAAGAAUGCAAGAAUACAUCGUUUUCCAUUGCCGGUUUUUGAAUCCAUGAAUCAUCAAUCAUAUGUAUUUUCAAUAGAAAUUCGGUGGUUUCAAUUAUGCAAUUAUGUCCAGUAUGAGGAUAUCGAAAUCGUUCAAUUUUGACUCCAAAAAAAAGUCAAAAGGAAACGGUUUUGAAUCACUUUUUUGCGUCUUCCAUUUGAUAGAAAGAAGAACUACUUUGUAUAUAAACAUUAACAAAGAACUCAAAUUUUGACAAUUUCGUCCCUUAACUUAAAUGAGUUGAUAGGUGGUAACUCAAGUUUAGAGUACGUGCACUUGUUAUGAAUUUAAGUGUGUCACUCAAUUUUGAGUUAUGUUCAGUUAGGGUGUAUCGGUUAUUAACGGUUUUUGUCGUGAAUACUUCACUAUAGAGCGCCUUUUCAAAAUUUACUCUCUGAGAGAGUGGUAAGUUUUUGAUCGUGAAUAUCUCGUAUUGUAUCUAAUAUAAUCUAACUGCCAAUAGAUUCGAAAAUUUUCAACUUAAACGAGUUUUGCAGCAACAUAUAGAACGAAUAAUCUGCUGCUGUACAACUGUAUCGAUAUAAAAGAUGAGCAUUCUUAUUUUUCCCAUCAUUUUCCGAGCAACACUUGUCGAAACGAGACAUACGAGAGACCCAGUCCCCAGUCAAAUUUCGAACGCUAAAUGAAAGAAUUUCUUAACCCCGCUAAAAAACCACAUUUGUUGAAUCUAAAUAUAUUUCAUGUUUUCAUACGGAAUAAUGAAUCAAGUACGCCCAUCGUAAAAAUACGCCGAUAAUAGUUGUUGUUACAGGUCUGCAAUUGAUUUUGGAAUAUUCGUUCGAACUGAUGAGUUCAGCAAAAUAUUAUAUCAAACUUCACCAAAACAUUCGGUAAAUCUUUUUAACGACUCUCAGAGUAAAACAGUUCGAGAGGAGGGUUAAAUAACAUCCGCAAUCACCUCUUUCGGUUUAAGUCCCAAUAAACCAACCGUACCCAAAUGAGCUUGAUCGGCUUGGCAACGGACAAAAUCCUCCAAUUGAUUUACCAAUUCAAUCGAAGCAAGCCGAAACUUUCCAUUUUCAAAACAAACCCAUCCAUUUGUCGUGAAAGCGAUCGGUACUGGAAAAAGGCACACCAAACUCAACACCGGCAACCUGAAGGCAGGGCUCCGAUUAUCGAGCUCACACACAUUCUCCAGCAACCGGCAGCUAGCUUCCUGUGUGUCCCCCCACCUUCCCCGCGCUUUGUUCUGCUUUGCUUUUGCUAAGUUCAUGCCUUCAACCUCAUCAAUCGGAAAUUGCAAAGUUUACCACUCUCGAGACCAGAACCAGGACCAGAAGAAGCAGGCUUCCAGCAGGCAGGGUCGUUGUGACGUGUGUCAUUUACUACACUUUGCUGUGUAAAUUCAUCCUUCGGAAGAUACCGAGCCCCCCUCCCAAGAUUGUAUCAGUUCUUGAAAGUUUCGGAACAGAUUCCUUGGUGAAGAGGGGCUGAGUAGGUUACCCCUCUUGUAUUGUGCUCCGGUUGUAAUGAAACUGGUCCGCAAAAAAAAUUGUAUGUUGAGAAAUGUGAGGAGAAUGAUUAGAACAAAUGUUCGACGAAAGGCUAGAGUUCUGAACAAAAGGUUUCAACACGGACAAAAAGUAUUAAUAAUUGCUUCAAAAAUUCAAGAGAUAUUAGUUAAAUAUUUUUUACUUAUAUACUGAUAUGAUUAUGCACUUCACAAACAAAAUAUUUUAGUAAACAUCUUACAAGCCAGUUCUAGUUCCAUAUAGAAAAGAACUUGUUUGAAUACUAUUCAGUUUUUUUAUGCCAAAGAUUUUUAUGUGUAACAAAGAACGAACAAUUUCACGAUAGGUGAGAAAACCAAUUAAAAGAGAAUUUACAUUUUUAAUUGAAUGACUAAAUUGACCGUCUUAAACAACAUACACGAAUGCAUCUUCCCCAUAUUUUUUCCAUAAAUACGUUUUUCAUCGCCGUAGAAUCCACAAUACAUAGUACUUUAAACCUAAUACAUUUCGAAUAUUACAUUAGAAUGUUGGUAUUCAUUAGUUAAUCUAAACACUGUUUUUAUCAAUCAAUUCAGGUUUGUUUGCAUCA
This is a messenger RNA of Malaya genurostris, 15276 nucleotides long. RefSeq lists its product as uncharacterized. The record is from RefSeq and is a predicted model, not a curated record. The transcript has 6 exons. Gene Ontology annotation, molecular function: protein binding. The coding region runs from base 1898 to 4111 and encodes 737 amino acids. NCBI's taxonomy places the organism in Eukaryota, Metazoa, Arthropoda, Insecta, Diptera, Culicidae.